AUGGCGGACGUCAUGACGGCGUUUCACGCCGAGCAGCUCGAGGCACUGGUUCGCGAAUUGGGCGACCGUGCCGCCAGCCGUGUAAGGUGGCAGAUAUUGGCAGAGCACACGGCGAGAGCGAUGGAAGGUGACGACCGCGACUGCGAGAUGAUGCAACUCAUGGCGCACCAGCGGCCAGCUGCGCGCGCGCCAGAGCCCCUGGGGCAGCGGAGGCGCAGCCGGUCACGCUCCUCAGCCAGCGACAGGCAGGAGCAGGCCGAUCCCGAGCAGCGCGGCGAAAACGCCGACGAUUCCGUCGGACACAUCUGCAACGAUGGGGUCCGAGCUGAGCGCCAGAGAGGUGGACGACGAGACCAGCGGAUGAGGGCCCACCUGAAGGCCUGCGCGGCGCACACCACUGACGCUCACGGCGGCGAGGGCCUGCUCCGCGAGCUGCCGCCCAGGGUGCAGGACCCGGACCGCCGCCAGAGAGACCGCAUCGCUAAGUGGAUGCGGCUCGCGUUGAAAAAGCGGCGCGAGCCAAGCACCAUCCCGUGGAAGUGGGACAUCCUGGAGCUGCUGGAGGAGUCCAGGGACCGCCUGAACGACGCGAGGAGGGCCAACUCCUCGAAGGACGCUGGCGGCUGGCAGGAGAUCAGCGAGGUGCUCCACCGCGAGCAGUACCGGCGCGCGGGGGCGCGGGCCGCGGCACGCUUCCUGGACGCGUUCGCGGCGGUCGCGGGCCACCGCGGGUCCGCUGUUGCCCGCUUCAGCGCGUACCGGCGCGCGGAGGCGCCAGUCGCGGCACGCUUCUUGGACGCGUUCGCGGCGGCGUUCGCGCGGGCGGAGGGUCCUGGCGAUGCUGGAGGUGGCGGCGCGCAAGACGGAGCAGAUGACGCCGCUGAGAUCGACGCCGAGCUCGCGCAGCUCCGCGCCUCGGCCGCGUCGCACGUCGUUCUCCCUGUUGCGCUUGAGCGGUUCCGUUCCGGCGUGGUGGUCCUGCCGCCUGUGCUUGGCCCGACGGUCGGCGUGGACAUGGCUGCCAUCGAGGUGCCCCUCAAACGGCUGCGCUCCAUCGUCGAGGAGACGGAGGCCGACGUGCGCGCACGGGAGCACAUGGCCGCGCCUGGCACCCUUUCUUCAGACUCGCGGGCAAGGAGCAAGAAGCAAGAAUAA
Molecule: messenger RNA, 1155 nt
Organism: Prorocentrum cordatum
Lineage: Eukaryota; Dinophyceae; Prorocentrales; Prorocentraceae
Source: the annotation of a GenBank genome assembly